GAACCGACUCACACUUGGGUACGAACCUACUCAAACUUGGAUACGAAUCGACAGCUUUUUGGUAUAAAACCACCGAGUACGAAAAACCAAACGACCGGAUACGCGCAAGUUUCAUAUUAUUAUACAAUACUGGACCUCUUACGAAGUCAUGGUUUCCAACAAUUAUUACCUGGCUGCAACCUUGUUCCUGUCCUUUGGAGUGCUGUCUGCUGGCAUCGAGAUCAAACGAGUGAAAUACUGCGGUCCGCCAGAUAAUACGUUCAAAUUGAAGAUUUUUCCAGGGCCAGUGUUGACACGUGGGAAGUAUUUUAAUAUCAGUGUCACAUUUACCCCUGCUGUCGACAUUUUUUACCCCACGAUAGUCUUAAAAGCCCACUCUAAGAGAGACCAUCAUAUUUAUAACGAUAAAGUUUUUAACCCGUCUAGUCAGGCCGAAUGCCACGUUGCCGGGUUUAAGCUCUGCAAUUUUCCAGCAGGAGUAACCCAAACGUGGAAAUACCAAGGCAUCUACGAUAUCGUUGACCACCCCAAGGGCGAUUUUAUCUUCUCAAUCCGUUGCUACAAUGACGAUGAAGCUUUGUGGUUUUGCCUUGAGGGAGAAGCAGUGUUGUAAAACCAGUUUUCCGCACACAGAGAUGAGUCAAUAAAGUGUUAUAUUAGAGUAAA
Stylophora pistillata is the source of this 666-nucleotide messenger RNA. RefSeq lists its product as uncharacterized. NCBI's taxonomy places the organism in Eukaryota, Metazoa, Cnidaria, Anthozoa, Scleractinia, Pocilloporidae. The record is from RefSeq and is a predicted model, not a curated record.